Molecule: messenger RNA, 990 nt
Organism: Monoraphidium neglectum
Lineage: Eukaryota; Viridiplantae; Chlorophyta; Chlorophyceae; Sphaeropleales; Selenastraceae
Exons: 8
Coding region: 1-990 (329 amino acids)
Source: RefSeq, a predicted model, not a curated record
AUGGCCCUGCCGCCGCGCCUCGGCGGCGGCGAGCGCAGCUGGGGCCCGUGCCGCGACAGCGCGCUCCUGUGGACCUACCUCGAGCGCGCGAGCCCAGAGGACGGCAACUGGCUGACGCAGCCGGACGCCGGCGUGGUCCUGCUCGCAGAGGGGCUGGACGCGACAGCACAGACGGCGCAGGCCAACGGCUGGCCCGGAUGCAUGGCUGCGGCGGGGCCAGAGGGGCUGGUCUGGGCGCCGCCGCCGCCGCUGCACACGCUCUGCAGGGAGCGCGGCGGCGGCGCGGCGCGCGGCGGCUGCGGCGCGCGGCCGCUCCCCCUGCGCGCCGUAGAGCAUGCGGAGGUCCUCAGCAUCCGGCUCGUGAGGCUGCUGGGCGCGUGGCAGGGGGAGGAGGGCGAGGCCGCCCUGCAGCACGGCGCUCUGCAGCUCAAGUCGAGCCACCGAUUCCCCGUGGAUGUGGCAAAGGCACUUCUAUCGGCCGGCGCCCUCGUCACGCUGCGCCGCCUGCGCGGCGGGCCCGCGGCGGCCGGCGCGGCGUCGCCCCCGCUGCAGCUGCGGCUGCUAUACCCGCUCUCAGUCUCGCUGCUGCAGCACGACUGCAUCGUGCCGCGGGGCCUGUACCUGCGCCGCGUGGCGCAGCCGCUCGGCAUCGGGGCGCAGGUCAAGAUGUUGUGGAAGAACGACAACGCGCUGGCUUACACCUGGUAUGGCGGUGUUGUGGUCGGCGAGCGGCAGCGGGCGGAGGGCGACCCCUGGGCCGGCGCCGGCUCGCCGUGGCGGCGGUGGGAGGUGACGUGGCACGGCUUCGAGGACAAUGCUGUUGCCGAGGAGGAGCGGUUUGUGCACGGGUGGGAGCUGGUAGAGGAGGGCUGCUGGGCUUGGGACAAGCAGGAGGGGCAGCCGCAGCGCCCACGCGCCGCGGCGGGGGCUGCGGCCGCAGAGCACUCGGACGACGACUUGGGCGCGCGGCGGCAGGGCCAGCGCAGGUGA